Gambusia affinis (western mosquitofish) is the source of this 4051-nucleotide messenger RNA. RefSeq lists its product as uncharacterized. NCBI's taxonomy places the organism in Eukaryota, Metazoa, Chordata, Actinopteri, Cyprinodontiformes, Poeciliidae. The record is from RefSeq and is a predicted model, not a curated record. Gene Ontology annotation, molecular function: signaling receptor activity. Gene Ontology annotation, cellular component: membrane. The transcript is spliced from 5 exons. Bases 92 to 1171 code for a protein of 359 amino acids. Gene Ontology annotation, biological process: adaptive immune response.
AUAUCAGUCUGAAUCGUCGGCAUGUAGCCUGUGUUAUGGUUUGCAUCAUUGUCUUUCUACAGCAUCAGUUUUAGUGUAGGUGGCAUUGAAAAUGACUGGGAUCCAGUACCUCGCUUGCCUGUGGACUGUGGUCACCACUCUUGCUGGUUUUGUUUUCUGCGGCGAUGUUUCGUUCGUGGAGCGGCUGGAGGGAGAGUCGGUGGUCGUCCGCUGCCACAUGAAGCCGGGGGGCCAGCCACCCUUCGGCCUUUACCUGAGGCGCAGCUGGCUCCGUCCCGUAGACGUCUUCUUCAAGUACACCAUGAACGACGCCUCCGUCAACGAGUCCUUCAAAGGCCGAGUGAGCGUCAGCGGAGACCCGAGCAAUUACUCCGUCAAUGUGACCAUCUCCCAGCUCAGGGCCGCCGACACGGACCGCUACACCUGCGAGUUCGUGGUGGAGAGAAUUGGCGCAGAGGAUGAAAAGAUCCAGGGCAACACCGAAAUCUUCCUCCAAGUCAUCCCUCAUGCUCCGAGCUCCGAGGACCUGGACCUGAUCCAGACCUGCACCGGAGGUUCCGCUGUGCUUCCGUGUUUCACCCCAAAUAGCGAAGGCUUGGCUGUGGAAGGCGUGGUUCUGAACAGGCAAAGGGGCCGAGCCCCCGUGGAGGUGGCCUACCACUCUCAACGGCGCCACACUUCUCUGUUCCCCACUGAGAGAGUCCAGCUGUCGUCUGCGCCCGGACAGGGCGGCAUCACCUUCAACGUGACCCUGCUGCAGCUCCAGCCUGAGGACAGCGCCCUCUACAGCUGCCUGCUGCUCCUGCGCGGCAGGCCCGAAAGCAGCACCGGUCUUAGGGGUCAAGUGUUCUUUAUUUCCGUCCAAGGUGAUAGGUGCGGCUGCUCCAGCUACCCCACGCUGCUCUACGCCUUGUCGGGAGCUGUGGGCGUCCUCUUCCUCCUCUUGCUCCUCGUUGGAUGUGUGGUGGCGCGUAAAGGUAAAACCCGCCAGGAUAUCAAGACACACUCUCAGGCGCCCAUCUACGAGGAGAUGGUCGGGAUGCAGUCUCCCAGCCGAAAACUGACCGAAUCCUCCGAGUACAAUAACUGCCCGCUGAAGAGGGCCAGCCCUGGAAACCAUUAUGAAAGCCCGAGUGGGGCUCUCUUUCCCCGGAGUGAUUCUGAGAAAUGACAUGUUAGAUCAGAAUAGAAUGACCCAAAACUUUCUGGAUUCGCAGAACUCUUUCACAUCUGUCUAUUGACUAUCAGAAAAAAUAUUUUUGUGGCCUUUCAAACAAGAAAAAAAAAAAGCACAUGCCCCUAUUAUCACAUUUGUCAAAUGUUUUAGAAAUAGAAAAAUAUUCUGUGGGCAAAUGAAACAAAACUUUUUUCUUGUGACAUUUGGAGUAAAACUAAUGCACCAUUUCAGGAAAUAAACCCAAAAACGUCACUCACUCACCCACUCACUCAGACUGCUGAGUGAGUGGGUGAGUGGUUGGUUGAGGACCAGGCCUCAACACUGUUGUCGCAGGUUUGAGCCCGAUGACCUUUACCUCAUCACUACCCACCUUCCUGUCUAACCACUCCCAAAUAAAGGCUGUUUUUAAAAAACAAAACAAAACAAAAAAAAAAAAAACAUCACUCCCUCAAACAAACAUGGUGUUAGUCUAGAGAUGAUUUCUUCUUUAGGAGCUGGAUGACCAAGUGCAGUUGAUGGAAGAAUAAAUUCAGCUUCUUAUCAGAUGAUCCUGAGGAAGAACUGCGACUGUUUUAGCUGUUUGGGUCGGCCAAGGGGCCAGUCCAGCACUGAAUGCCUAAAAAAACCCCAAAACUUGAAAGGGUUUGGAAUGGCCUAGUCAAAGUCUACUCUUGAAUCUAAUUGGGAAGAUAGGGAAUGAUCCAUAACAGGCUGUUUCUGUGGCUGAAUUAUAAUAUCUCUCCUAAGAACAGCCGGCAGAGUGAUGUAAAAGAUUCUUUGCCAGUUAUUGCAAACAUUUCAUGUUUCAAUGUGGACAGUCAAGUUUUAUAGUUAGGAGAUAGUUAUUUUUUCCUUCUUAAUAUUGAAUGGAAUUACUGUUAAACUAUAUGUAUAUAUAUUUUAUCUAGUCAGUUCAUCUUUUGAUGAUGUGAAACAUUUACAGGUAACAAAAUAAAUCUUUUAAUCUAAAUAUUUGUUAUUGGAAUGUGUAUAUAAAACAACUCAAUGUCAUUUCUUCAUAUAGUUUUUUCCCCCCUUGUAUUUCAUUGAAAGUGUUUAAAGUAAAAGUUCAAUAAAGUUCAAACUUGUGGCAUUUCAUUUUCAUUUGUUGUCACACUUCCCCACCAGAACCCACCACACCCAGAAACAUUUGAUGACCUGAGGGGUGAAAACAGGCGUCCAUCCAGACCAGGCUGCAGGGUCAGUUUAGUUCAGUUCAAGUAUUUAUGCACAACCCCUACAGAACUGCAAUUUUAUUACCAAUAAAAACAAAUCUUGUCUCAUCAGAAAAUGGUAGGUACAACACAAAGUAUUUGUUGUUUUAAAAAAGUUUCUCAAAGCAAAUAUGACCAGUGACUUUAACUCAAAAGUUGACUGGUGUAAAGAAAUCUCUGAAUCUGCUUAACUAUUUAUCAAAAGUAGUUAAAUAUGACAAGUGGUUUUAGAGAAAAAAUAACCCAAAUCCUCUUAUUGCUGAAAAUUGACAAAAAAAAAAUAAUUCAUACCUUUUUUUUGCAGAUCCAAAACUUAAGGCUUCAGCAUGUUUUGCUUUAUUAAAAGUUAGGCAUUCAAUGAAUUACACAUACAGUUCCUAAAAAAAAUUAUAUUUUGGUCCACAUGACAGAAAAUGUGGAACAUCACUGACUGGAGGCAUUGAACAAUAAAAUCCAGAACUAACUUGAAAAUGGUCAAAAACCUUUCUACAGCCCUGUGAUAUAUAAAAUAACUUUUAAAAUACUGCUCACAGCUUUUUAAGAAAAGGACAAGACAACAAGUAACAGACGAGAAAAUGUGUAUUUUAUUAAUAUAGUCUGAAAGAAGCUCCAUAAUUCAUGGAAACAUUGUUUUUUUCCAAUGCAUGUUUUUUUUAACAAUCACAUUCUAUGAGGAGGAAAAAAAAAAAAAGAACAACAUUAAAAGCCACAACUUUGCAUUAAAUGUACAGACAUUUUUCCGUAAUGUUUUUUUUUUUCCCCCCAAAGUGAAGAGAAAGGCAAAGGCAAAGUCCCCACAACCCACCCUGACCCUCCCACCUCUCCCUAAAAAACAGACAGCCUUAAAAGUCAUGGGCUUUUCUCAGUACAACCCACAGUGAUUUAGCAGAAAGAUAAGCGCUCAUUGGUUAAGGAUUACACAGCAUGAUGACGCAAUGUAACGUUUUGCUUAAACAUUAGGUAAAGAUGGGGGUUUUUUGGGGGGGGAGAUGAAAGACACGAGAAAAAAAUAAACAAACAAAAAAAACAAUAACCCCAAAACAUCAAACCCCGAAGCCCAGAGUCUUGGUUGACCAUCGCCUGCAGUACAUCUGCGGGUGAUUGGACUAGUCCCUCCCACUUGUGCAUAGAUCAGAAUCCUUUUACAACCAGCUUCAUCCCUCCACUUAAAAACCACCUGUUACAUGGGAGGAAACGUCAUUUUAGUCACAGGAACGAACAUGUUCUACAACAGACAGGAGAGAUUAUUAAAAGAAGAAGAAGAAAAAAAAUGGCUUGCACGAUGCUCCCGAAAAAAACUGAAUGGAAAAUUAAAAAGACAUGAAAGAAAAAAAAAUCCAUUUUGUAAUUUAAAAAAAAAUAUUUAUUUUUUUUAAACAACUGAUCAUUGUUCCAAUGUAAAGCAAUUUCUACUUGGAUUUCACAUGUAAAGCGCUCCACUCUUCGCGAAGAAAAAAACAAAAAACGAUUCUCAGUCUUAUUUGGUAAACAUGUAACUUCUAAAAAACUUUUUUUUUUCUUUUGUGGUUUGAACUAAUAAAACUUUAGUGAUUGCUUGGAGUAGAAUAGUUGUCAGUUCCUUUAGUUUUUCACCACACUACCAUUAAAACGCAGAACUGAUGAGGUUUGGAUCUGGAACCCUGGCCUUCCUGAGACAAAA